AAAGUGCCUGGUAUGGAAGUGGUUAACUAUGUGGACUAUAGAAUUACAUUCCUCAGUGUGAGAGGAGUUGGCUGAGAGAAAAAAUAUUCUGCCAAAGAGGAAGAGGAAAACUAAUUCUCCAUAGAAUAAUCCCAGAUGAGGGGAAGCUGCAGACAUGUCUGACUUUCAGAGUGUAACGGCUGUGUUGGUUGGUGUUGUCUCUUUUAUUACUGUCCUGUUUUACGGGAAGUUCUUAUGGAGGAGAAGUAAGAUGCCCCCUGGCCCAUUCCCAAUACCCAUACUGGGAAAUUUUCUGCAGAUUCAUUCUGAUGGAUUACUGCCAAACCUAUUAAAGUUGUCCAAGGCAUAUGGUCCUGUAUACACAGUUCACUUUGGUUCCAGGCCAGCUGUCAUUGUCACUGGCUAUCCAGCCUUAAGGGAAGUUCUAAUUAAUCAUGGUGAUGCUUUUCUGAAUCGAGGAACUUUGCCUGCAGCUGACCGCGUCAUGCACCAUGAAGGCACAUCUUUUACCAAUGGGGAAUUGUGGAAGCAGCUGAGACAGUUUUCACUGCAGACUCUCAAAGAUUUUGGAAUGGGUAAGAAGAGUUUAGAAGACCCCAUCCUGGAGGAGGCACAUCACAUGGUGGAGCACUUAAAAAACCUGAAUGAACAACCAUUUGAGCCCAGUACUCUGUUGAUAUGUGCCUCCUCAAAUGUCCUUGCUAAUAUGCUAAUGGAGACUCGCUAUGAUUACAAUGAUGAAAAGUGGAUGAAAAUUCUGCAGGGCACACGAGAAGCUUUUCACAUUAUGUCAUCCUUCUGGGGCCAGCUUUAUGACUUUUUUCCAGCAGUCAUGGAAUGGUUACCUGGACCCCACAAAAGAAUUUUUUUUCUUCUUGAGAUCCUUGAAGAUGUGAUGAAGGAGAGCAUCAGAAACCACCAGCAGACUCUGGAUCCAGCCUGUCCUCGAGAUUUCAUUGACUGCUACCUCAUAAAAAUGACACAGGAAAAUAAUAAUCUGGGUAAAUCACCAUUUACUUUAAAAGGCCUACCACCGGCAAUCAUGGAUAUGUUCUUAGGGGGAACAGAAAGCACUGCAUUAACUUUAAACUUUGGCUUCUUAAUCCUGAUGAAGUAUCCUGAGCUACAAGAUAAGAUGUAUGACGAGAUAGAUCAAGUUGUUGGCCAAGCCCGGGAACCUAGAGCAGAGAAUAGAACCCAAAUGCCAUUGAUGAACGCUUUUGUUCAUGAGAUCCAGAGGUACAGUGAUGUCUUUCCAAUGGGUUUGACCAGAUCUACCACCAGGGAUAUCACAUUCCAUGGUUACUAUAUACCAGAGGGCACCGAUAUUAUCACCUUGUUAACCACAGCAUUGCGGGACCCCACACAGUUUGAAACUCCUGAGAAAUUCAACAUCAAACAUUUCUUGGACGAUAAUGGAAAAUUUAGGAAACGUAAUGCAUUUUUACCAUUUUCAGCAGGAAAAAGAGCCUGCAUUGCAGAGAGUCUGGUGCGCAUGCAGCUUUUCCUCACCUUCACCAUUAUAUUACAAAAGUUCACCUUGAAAUCCAUGAUGGAUCCCAAAGAUGUUGACAUCUCUCCUGCCAUAAGCGGUGUUGAAAACAUCCCACCAGCCUGCAAGAUAAUUUUCAGUCAACGUACACUAGAUGGAGAAGUUUAAAGUGGAACUUUACCCAUUAUAACUUGAUAAAAAAGAAUGUUCUUUAGCAAGGGACAUACA
Molecule: messenger RNA, 1720 nt
Organism: Rana temporaria (common frog)
Lineage: Eukaryota; Metazoa; Chordata; Amphibia; Anura; Ranidae
Product: cytochrome P450 2F2-like
Exons: 9
Coding region: 155-1660 (501 amino acids)
Biological process (GO): xenobiotic metabolic process
Cellular component (GO): cytoplasm; intracellular membrane-bounded organelle
Molecular function (GO): heme binding; iron ion binding; oxidoreductase activity, acting on paired donors, with incorporation or reduction of molecular oxygen, reduced flavin or flavoprotein as one donor, and incorporation of one atom of oxygen
Source: RefSeq, a predicted model, not a curated record